Molecule: messenger RNA, 2400 nt
Organism: Penicillium longicatenatum
Lineage: Eukaryota; Fungi; Ascomycota; Eurotiomycetes; Eurotiales; Aspergillaceae
Product: DUF3824 domain-containing protein
Exons: 4
Coding region: 1-2400 (799 amino acids)
Source: RefSeq, a predicted model, not a curated record
AUGUCGUACGUCUAUAGAGAGCGUGAGCGCGACCGCGAUUAUGAUGAUCGCAACGUCACUAUCAAGCGUUACGUCAUUCCAUCCGAUGAAAGAGAUGACCGACGAGAAUUCAUGAUGAGUCGGGACGAUUCCUACGGAGACCAUGAGCUGGUCAUUCGGCGCAAAACAGAACGCGAGGAACCUGUGUCGAUUCAGCGCUACGAAAGAGAUGUCGAGUAUGAGCCACCUGUUCGUCGCUAUGAGCGAGAGUAUUAUGAACCCCGCUACGUCAGCCCCCGCCAGUCUGAGUACGACGUAGACGAAGAGUACUACCGCCGCCGUGUGGAUGACCGCCAUUCCCGCCGAGAUCUCAGUCCGGGCGAUUCGGUCUCGCAGGUCAGCCGUCGCCGUGGUCGGACCGACUAUAGCAGCGAUGAUGAUUACUACUAUCACGAAGAGACCCGCACUUACGAUGGCGACCACCCCCAUCAUCGUCGCCACCUGGCAGAAGGCGCCUUGGUCGGUGCUGGUGCAGCAGAGCUGUUUCGCAGCCACCGCAAGCGUGAAGGCGAGGAAGUCAGCCAUGGUAUGGGCCACGCUGUAAAGACAGCUGGUGCUGGUGCAUUGGGUGCAGUGGCUGUCAAUGCAGCCUCGCAUGUCCGUGAUUACUACCGCAGCAAGAGCCGUAGUCGACACCGCGCUCGCUCAUUCGACGAUGAUCGUUCUUCUCACCGUCACAGCCACCACAGCCAUGGACGUCGCAGUCGUAGCCGCAGUCGCUCUCACUCCCACUCCCGCGCAAAGACCUUGAUGGAGGUUGGCUUAGGUGCUGCGGCAAUUGCCGCCGGUGUCGCGGCUUUGCGAAACAAAAAGAGCACAGAUGAGCGUCGCAGCCGCUCUCGUACCCGUUCCCGUUCUCGAGCCCGCAGCAGCCUUCGCGCAGACAAGGACGACGCGAGCAGCGCGUCUCAGCGCAACAAGCACAUCGCAGGCGCUGGCUUGGCUGGUGCGGCUGUUGCAGGACUCGUGGAGCAUCACCGAAGCAAAUCUCGUUCUCGCAAAGGCGAGCGCUCCCACAGCCGACUAAGACAGGCGCUUCCUGUGGUUGCCGCCGGCCUGGGAACCGCAGCUGCUACUGGCCUCUGGGAGAAGAAGAAGGCCGAGAAGGAAGGUAAUGGGUCAAGAAGUCGUGGGACAAGUCGAUCAGGCAGAUCUCUCAGCCGUGGGGCCCCUGACAGCGCUUACCCUGACCCAACGCGCGACUCUGCAGGCUUGAUCGAGUACGGGAAAGACCCUGUCACUGGCAGCAUUCCUGCUGAGCACUACUACGGUGCUCCAACCGGUGCAGAUGCUCCUUACUACUCGGAUGGUGGAGAAUACAGCCGUCGCCGGAGCCGCAGCCGCAGCCGCAGCCGCAGCCGUGGUGGCCGGCGCAAUGACAGCUCCUCCGGCUCAGAUCGGGGAUCCCGUCGUCGACACAGAAAACACCGCAGUCGUUCGCGAGACAUAGCUGGAGCCGCACUUGGUGCUACCGGCUUGGGUUAUGCCGCACACAGAUACUCCCAAUCUCGGGAGCGGAAGAAGGCUGAACGGGAACAAGAUAGGGCUCGGUAUGAUAACGUUAUUCACCACGAUCCCUACGAGGAGUCUUAUGAUCCAGAGCCUUACCCUGCUUCACCUCGUCCCGGCCCCAACUACCAGGAGCCUCCAGCCAACUACUACCCCAACACCAAUAGCUUUCCCCCGCCUCCAGGAUCCACGACAAACUUGAAUCAGACGCCUCCACCUAAUGCAUACAAUCCGGCGGACUACCCACCUCCCCCCGGUGCAGCACCGCAGCCUCAGCCAUACAACUACGGAGCACCAGGUCCAGGAACCGAGCAGUAUGCCCCACGGCCAAGGAGGGUUGAUGAGAAUGUGAGUGCCCAGCAGCGCUCCACCCUACCCACUGAUCACCACACGUACGAUGGUCUAGCCAAUGAGUCCCAAAUAGGCAAAGCGAAUUCUUUACCGCGACCUCGCAGCCAAAGUGAAUCGCCUGCAUCUAAAUCCGUCUCAUUCAAUCUGGAUUCAGAUAAUGGGCAACUCACUGAUCCCGGCUAUGAAACGGAGGACAGUGACUCCACCAUUGAAGAUGGACGUAAUCAUCAACGCCACCGUCCCCGACGCUCCUCUUCUGUGCCUCAUCCCCCUAUGUCCCAUGCCCGUUCCCCUAGUCACUACCCCGGUCAUGCGAACUCCCAGCGCCAUUCUUCAGCCAGUUUAAAACCAUACAAAACCCAAGAGCAAGACUCCGACUCGACGAUUGAACUCCCUGAGCGAUUCGAUAGAAAAGGUCGUCUGCUCAAGGAAAAAGAAGAUGAUCCUACUGUCGCAAAGAUCGAGGACUUUAUCAAUCGGUUCACAAAGGUCCUAUUCUAG